Molecule: messenger RNA, 2316 nt
Organism: Magnolia sinica
Lineage: Eukaryota; Viridiplantae; Streptophyta; Magnoliopsida; Magnoliales; Magnoliaceae
Product: casein kinase 1-like protein 2
Exons: 14
Coding region: 452-1912 (486 amino acids)
Biological process (GO): endocytosis; peptidyl-serine phosphorylation; signal transduction
Cellular component (GO): cytoplasm; nucleus
Molecular function (GO): protein serine/threonine kinase activity; ATP binding
Source: RefSeq, a predicted model, not a curated record
AAAAUGAAAAAAGAAAAAGAAAAACCUAUAAUUGUCGUCGCCUCUUGGAGCUGAAAAGUCCAGCUUCGAUUACAUCAAAGAGCGUGAUGACGCGGGACACCAUAUUAUCAUGACGCCUCAUCCGUCUUCCUUCUCUCCUCCCUCUCUUCCUCUCCUCUUCUGCAAAUCCAUCCUCUGAAAAUUCUCUUUAAAUAUAUAUAUAUAUUUUAUAAAAUCCCGUUUUUACCCUCGCCUUUUUCUGUCAAUCCCGUCGUCGUCCCUGUUCCGGUUAUUCCACUCGUUGAGUCCCAUGGCUGGUUUCAGUCCGUACACGCUGCCAGUUCCUGAUCCCCAAGGGUGAAUCGGUAAAUACUGCGCGAUCGGAGGGUCUUUUUGUCCUUUUUGUUCCUCAUUCCUCCCGCUUCUCCUGGGUUCUGGUAUCUAGGGUUAGGGUUAGGGUUUUCGCCUCUCUAUGGAGCCUCGCGUGGGGAACAAGUUCCGCCUAGGUCGCAAGAUCGGCAGUGGAUCCUUUGGAGAGAUCUAUUUAGGUACGAAUAUUCAGACGAACGAGGAGGUCGGCAUCAAGCUUGAAAAUGUCAAGACAAAGCAUCCCCAAUUGUUAUAUGAAUCGAAGCUGUAUAGAAUCCUGCAGGGAGGAACCGGAGUUCCGAAUGUGAGAUGGUUUGGUGUGGAAGGGGACUAUAAUGUUCUUGUGAUGGAUUUAUUGGGACCAAGUCUGGAAGAUCUUUUCAAUUUUUGCAGCAGGAAACUGUCUUUAAAGACUGUUCUCAUGCUUGCAGAUCAAAUGAUCAACCGAGUUGAAUUUGUUCAUGGCAAAUCUUUUCUUCACCGAGAUAUCAAGCCUGAUAAUUUUCUCAUGGGCUUGGGGAGGCGUGCAAAUCAGGUAUACAUCAUUGACUUUGGGCUUGCUAAGAAGUAUAGAGAUACUUCAACCCACCAACAUAUUCCUUAUAGAGAGAAUAAGAGCUUGACUGGGACAGCUAGAUAUGCAAGCAUGAACACUCAUCUUGGCAUUGAACAAAGCCGGAGGGAUGAUCUAGAAUCGCUUGGAUAUGUUCUUAUGUAUUUCUUAAGAGGAAGUCUUCCUUGGCAGGGUUUAAAAGCAGGAACUAAGAAACAGAAGUAUGAAAAAAUCAGCGAAAGAAAGGUUUCCACAUCUAUUGAGGCCUUAUGUCGGGGUUAUCCAACUGAAUUUGCGUCAUACUUCCAUUACUGCCGUUCGCUUCGUUUUGAUGAUAAGCCAGACUAUGCUUAUCUGAAGAGAAUAUUCCGUGACCUUUUUAUUCGUGAAGGCUUUCAGUUUGAUUAUGUCUUUGACUGGACCAUUUUGAAGUAUCAACAAUCACAGAUUGCAACUGCUCCUCCACGUAAUCUUGGUCCUAGUGCUGGAACAAGCUCUGGAAUGCCCCCUGUCAUUGCCAGUGCAGAUAGGCAGUCAGGUGGUGAGGAAGGAAGACAAGCUGGUUGGUUGGCGAAUGAUCCUUCUCGUAGGAGAAUCCCAGGGCCUGCUAUAAAUGCUGGGAGCUUAUCGAAGCAGAAAAACCCAGUUGCAGCUGAUUCAGCUGUCACGAAAGAUGCUAUGGUGAGUCCACAUCUUCGUGACAAUCCUCUCAAACUGUCCAGUUCCACGUUCCUGGGGCGAUCAAGCGGAUCUUCGAGACGAGCUGUUGUUUCCAGUAGCCGUGAUGCGGUCUUGGGGAGCGAGGGUGACCCAUCUCGUCCCCGCACCACAGAGGCAAGCCCCGGAGGGUUCCGCAAGGUCGUGGGUGGGCAGAGAAGUUCGCCCGUUGGCUCCUCGGAACCCAAGCGCUCAUCUUCUGCCAGGAACAACUCCAGCAUAAAGAACUAUGAGUCUACACUCAAGGGUAUGGAGAACCUGAAAUUCGACACGGACGAGCGCCUGCAGUAUUAGCCGAGGCUGUUUUGUGUACUUCUAUUUCACCCUACCCUCUUUUGUAAAUCAUGAACUGGUGUACUAAUACACAGUCGGGAGUGAAGUUCUUGUUACAUUGAGUUGCGAUUUGAGGGGAGCUAUAUAUCAUUUGGGACCUAGGAUGGUUACUGCUGUGCUGGUCAGGAAAGGCUACUUUUCAAAGGCCUACCACACAAUAAGAGGAAAAGGUGUCCAAGGAGUCGUGCCUAACUGAGCCACCAAGCUGAGGUAAGGUUCUGUCCAUAUGUUUCAAGUUGUGUUGGCGUGGGUCCUGCUGUUUCUUUUAGCCUUACCAUUUCAUUCCGUACAUUCCAAUGUUUUUUGUUAAAAUUUUUUAAAUAUCAUUUUAUGUUUUACGUCUGUGCCAGGCGACUCAUUUCAAA